UCCUUUCUGCGGUUUUCCCGCGGGCUGGGGCGUCCAGCAUUAUUUGGAAAGGGGUUGCAAGCAGCUCACGUCGCAUCCGCGUCCCGCCCCUGGCCCCAGGCCUGCUGGAUCCCCCAAAAGAGUGCCCUGUGUGUGGGAGUUUCUCCCUCCAGAGACCAGUGAACAAACAUCACAGGCCCAGAUCUUCAACUUACGAUUCCCUACCCUGCCCCGAUGGCCACUGCGAGCCUUGCCCACAGCCCUCUGUACCAGAUCCUGGUCCGGGUGUCGGAGAACUAUGUUGGAAUGGAAAGGAAGCUGCAAAAGUAUUUCCAGAACCCGUCUAGGUCUGGAGGAGGCAAGUGCAAGGUCAAAGCUGGUCCCCGUGAAGGCACUUUCUGGGUAGAGUUUUAUAAAAGACAAGCCAAGGAAGGUGUGAUAGCAAAGGGAGAUCACUCUUUGGUGGUCGGUGCUGGAUCACAUGUGAACAUAUACCUAGAAACAAAUGAUGACCUAGGAGAUAACAUUUUGGAGUCAGGCCAGCUUUCCUCUCAGACUCAGUCACUCCCAGAGAAAUUUCCAAAUGGGAAGCACUCAGAUGAAGGAGGUGCUGCUAGCUCCCUUGAUUUCUCCACUCUAAAGAUAUUUCUCCAGGUAAGGGCCCGGCUGAACUUCAAGCUUUCCAAAGAGCAAAGGGAGGAAAUCCUUAAGCUCUGCCCAAAUGUCAAAAUAGAGGGAGGCCAGCAUGGGCCUGAGAAAGUGAUUGGUGACUUUGAAGAUAUUAAAAAGAUUUACCAAUUCUUAAGCGAGACGAUCCUAGAAAAUGACUCAGUCUCAGCAAGAGAAAAUGAGCCCCUUAUGCCAAAUGACUGUGACAGUGCUACUGCUCAGACAAACCCAAAACGCAAAACAGAAGAGGAGUCAGAUGUUAUCUCAGUUCCUUCACGUUUGUAUGACUAUUUCAAAUAUUUCUUUGCUGAAACUCUGGACAGAAUACAAAGUGAGUAUCAAGUACGUAUCAAAAGUACUGUGUCAUAUACUACAGGCAAUGUGAGUUUAGACUUUGAGACAAAUAAGUCAUGGGACAGGAGAGCAGCUCAAGAAGCUUUUGCCAGAGCAUUUCAGAGGGAAGUAAAGAAUGUGAUCCAUAAGGAACUUCAUUUCGCAGAUCAUAAGCUGGUCCUUGAAGUCCAAAAAAUACUGGCUGACAUCUUUAAAAGCCUCCGUGUUAAAGGGGAAGGAAAAAUCUUGGUCCUCUGUGGAAGCCCACAGGAUCUCUUAGGAGCUCAACAUUUCAUUGAAGCAAACUUCACCCGCAAACCGCCUCUUGAAAUGAUGCUUUACCAAAAUGCAAUGAAGAAUGAAGUUGAGGUUGAUACUGUUUACUUGCAUCUUCUGCGCCAAGAAGUCAAAGACAUAGAGAAAACAUAUGACACUGUAAUGGAAUUGGUGAACAGACCCCAAACUCGGAGAACACUAGUUGUAUUUAAGCCAAAACACAAAGAUAUUGACCUCUCUGCACAUGCUUAUGAAGAUUUCAUUGAGGUCUUUCAGAUGCUCUUAGCUGAGAUUGUCAAAGAGGUGGUUAUAUUGAAACCAUUAAGCCAAGGGAAAAAGUGUCGACCUGAAAAGACAUUCUUUGAAGAGUUUGAAAGAAAGCACCCCUAUGUAAACUUGGAGUGGUAUGAACAAGAACUGACCUUGACUGGUUUGCCCAAGUACCUUGCAAAAGCUAUAAAAUAUGUCAAGAGACAUUUUAGUAUUGAAAUUCCUGCUCAGCAAAGACAAGUUCCAGCCCUCUUCCUUGGAGAAAUUUGGGAUAGAGACCCCAAAUGCCCCUUGGCCAAAAAUGCUGCUGAUUUCAAGGCAACUUUAUCUCCCUUCAAUGAAUUGCCUAGCAGUGCUGACAUAGGAAUAGAGGAGGAGGAAGAAGAGGAGGAGGACGAAUGUGCCAUCUGUCUGGAUGUCAUUCAAGACAAAGAAGUCCUUUCAAAGUGCAAGCAUGUGUUCUGUGCCCCUUGUAUCAAAGAGGCCAUGAAACAUAGGCCAGUGUGCCCUGUAUGCCAGACUUCCUAUCAUAUUGUAAAAGGGAACCAGCCAGAUGGAACAAUGACAGCCUCUUACAGAGCUUCUUCACUUCCAGGUUAUAAUUCCUGCGGCACUAUUGUGAUUCAUUAUGACAUGCGAGGAGGCAUACAGACACAAGAUCAUCCCAACCCAGGGAGACGCUAUGAAGGAACAAGACGGGUGGCAUACUUGCCAAACAAUGAAGAAGGACGGCAGGUUUUGGUUCUCCUCAGAAGAGCUUUUGACCAAAGGUUGAUUUUCACAGUAGGACAGUCUCGAACAUCAGGAGCCAAUGAUGUGAUCACUUGGAAUGAUAUUCACCACAAAACUCUCCAAUUCGGUGGGCCAGAAAACUUUGGGUACCCUGAUCCCAACUAUCUGCAGCGAGUCAAGCUGGAGCUGAAGGCAAAAGGAAUUGAGUAAGAGUGCUGACUUCAAGGACGCCUUGAAAACUGGGCUUGCAAAUGCUGUAGCUGUGCAAAGGAAUCAAUGAUCAUUAAAAUAUAUGUGUGUGUAGGCAGCUUUUAGAGAAAAAGAAAUGAAUUUGAGAAUAACUUAGUUUGUUUAGGGGUGAAUGGGAUGAACUGUGAUCUGCUAACCUGUCUAAUUUCUUGGAGUGUUUUACUUCUUAUUAGACAAACUGAGAGCCUGGUAGGAAUGUAAAAAUCCCUCUAGUGAGAACCCAAAGCAUAUCUCUAAGUGUUUUCCUAACUUUCUCCAUUUUGCUGUCACCAGAGAUGCUGGAGUUGAGGAAUCUUCCAUUGUACCACUUGCACAAGGUGAUGACUGACUCUCAGGUCCAUUCACAUUUGUGCUAAGCAGUUGGUGGCCUCAGACCUCACCAGAACUUAUUCCUUUCUAACUGGAAUGGUAGCCAGGAACAUUAAAAACAUUGGAAGACAUCUUGAAGAAGAUUAAUCUCCAAAUACCUUCAUGAGUCCUUCACUUCAGAAAGAAACUAUCCAUCCUUGGGACUCUGGCAAAUUCAGUGUAAAUUGAGGAGUGGGGAAAGCUGUUUCUGCCUUCAACCAAUUCCAGUGACUUCCAAUCACUUUCAGGAUCAAAUAGAAAAGCCUCUGUUUUUUGGUAUUCAAAUCCCUUUAUAGCCUUGCCCCUCCCUUUACUCCACCACCAUGUAAUCUGUGAUCCAGUCAUAAUGGCCUCCUUGAUGUUCCCUGCACAAGAAACUUAAUCUCUGGGGAUUUGGAUUUGCAUUUUCACUGUAUAUCCACCAUGCCUGGAAAUCUUUUCCUCUUCAUUUCUACCCACUAGCUUCCCUGACUUCUUCCAAGUCCUACCUAAAAUCCUACCUUCUACAUGAAGCCUCUCCCAUACCCCUUAAUACUGGUGCUUUUCCUGUGUGGAUUAUCUCCAAAUUGUCCUGUAUGUAAUUUGUUUGUAUAUAGUUGUUUGCAUAUUGUCUUCCCCAUUAGACUAUAAGCUACCUGAAACAGGAGACUUUCCUCUUUUUUUAUAUCCCUAGCACUUAUCACAUUGCCUAGAAUAUAUGUAAGCACUUAAUAAAUACUUGUUGACUGACUGACCAUGGGCAAGGUCAUUGACCUGGGAAUCAGUUUCCAGGUUAAUAGGCAACUGGCAUUGGUUUGUGUGCUGCCCUGCUCUUCUGCAUUAUUAGCUCACCUUUUGGGGUGCACCUUGUGGCAAUUGCUGUUUGCCUAGUCAUAGUGAGACCCAAUUUAUGCCCAAAUACUUUCUCACUUUUAACCUCCACAAAAUUGUCUGCUCUCGAUUUGCCAUUAUUCAAGGUGCCCCUUUAAAAGUGUAGUUGUGGGGCAACAGAUGAAAUGCCCUGGUAUUUCCAACAAAAAAUAUUAAGCAGAAAUAUUCCUUAAGAGCUUAAAUAUCAGAUUCUGCAGCAUUGCUUGGAAAAUGAAAGAGAACCUGUUACACAGAGAGUUUCUUUUCCCAGUUAUGAACAGCUUAUUGGUGAUAAUGCAACACUUUAUUGCCCUGCUGCAGAUGGUUAAGUAUUGUAGCUCAAGUGCUCUUUAGUUGGUUCUUUAAAUAAUUAAACCAUUGGAUCUGGCUCUAUGCUUAUUUUAGGGAAGACAUGGCUUAAUGGCUGUGUCAGAUGCUUCUAAUAAAGCUAAGACUGUGUAAUGAUCAGAAAAAGGUUACAGUUUGUAAAAAAAAAUUAUUAACUAUUUCUGUGUUUUUAUAUUUGUUUGUAAUAUCUCUGUGUCCUAAACUAACAUGAUCAAUUUUUUGUAAAACUUUCAUGUACUUCUGUGAAAUGUGUAUAUUCUUUUCCAGUCCCAUUUAGAAGAUGCCAGAAGUCUUUCUGACCUAGUUUCUCCAGGCAUUUGUUCAGUUCCUUUUUUCCCUUUUUGUUUAUUUUUCUAUUAAAAACAUUCCAAACUG
Trichosurus vulpecula (common brushtail) is the source of this 4428-nucleotide messenger RNA. RefSeq names its product E3 ubiquitin-protein ligase DTX3L-like. Gene Ontology annotation, biological process: protein ubiquitination; Notch signaling pathway. The transcript is spliced from 2 exons. The record is from RefSeq and is a predicted model, not a curated record. The coding region runs from base 214 to 2469 and encodes 751 amino acids. NCBI's taxonomy places the organism in Eukaryota, Metazoa, Chordata, Mammalia, Diprotodontia, Phalangeridae.